CCUUGCUGGACGAAGGAUGAAAGCAAGAAGUUGUCUUGGAGGACGAAAGGCUACCUCUCUUCUCCCUUGCAAUAGGCAAAGGCCCUCGGGCUGCCUGCUUGCUGCAAGUCGUCAUAGUCACCUAGGGCGGCAGUCGGUGCUUGCGCGACAUGACAGAACUGUCAUUCGCCCGUAUACAGCCGUCGCCUCCUUGGCGCCAGUAACGGAAGCCUCUAUAGCUUCUGAAGGUGGGCAAAUGCGACGUUUGAAAAAGAUGCAGACCUUGCUCUCGGCUGAGAACUAUGAUGGCGUUGUGCACGAAUUCAAGCGGGCCGCUCACCGUGGAAAUGUUUCCGAGGACUUUUUCGGAGUAGUAUUAGAAGCAUGUUCGAGAUUGGGUGACUUGGAGACGGCCAUGCGGUUACUGGAAACAAUGAAGCUCAAAGGAAUCCCGCUGUCAACUGACGUCUAUACUACUCUGUUGAAGGCAGCUGCUAAAGGUCCAAAUGCAGUUGAGAGAGUUGUGAGGCUUUUGACAAUCUUGGAGAAGGAGGCAGGGGAUGGAUCGUCGCUUACAGAAAACAGUUACCUUGUCGUUGCAAAGACGUUGCUGAUGUCGAAUGAACGACGCUACGUGAAGGCAGCCCUCACAGUUCUAGAGCGCCUGCAGGGGAAGGUGGAUAGUACCAAGAUCCUGGGUCUGGAGAUCUUGGCUUUGGGUAACUUGGAUGAAGUGGAAGAGCUUUCGUCAAGGAUAUCAUCUGCACCCGACUCCGUGAUCAGUUGUGAUUUUUGGGCAUAUUGCACGAUUGCUCUGCACCGAUGUACCUCAGUAAAAGACCGCCAUGAGAAAUGUGUUUCCGCAUAUUCUGCUUUACUGCAUGCGAUAGACGCGCAGGCAAAAGAGCAUACAUUUUUCGACCCAGAGCGUCAAGACCUGAUUGUCAUGGCCACAAGAGCAGUUUUCGACUCCAUCCAGACCGAGGGUAAGCUCGCCGAAGCGCUGACGAUACGAAGGCAGGGCCAAGCAGUAUUUCGUACCAUGUUGAUAACCCAGCGGCAGCGUGACCAGCUGUAUAAAGAGCUGGACAGCGGGACGCUACGUGUACUGCGUGCGGCGUUGAUUGAAUCCCUAACGCGUAGAGAAGCCGCAACAUCACGUCGUACACUGCACCAGGAGUGGACAACAAUUGUGGAUAAUAUGCGAUAUCGAAGGGUGCUCCAGGAUGCAGAUGCAUGCUAUGUGGUGUUGGAUCUUCACAUCCUUGCCAGCAAAGAUGGUCUGUCUUCGAUGGAGAAUGCCACGCAAUUGUUUGAGGACAUGAAAAAAGAGGGACUGCGUCCGAAUAGGGAAAUAUACAACUUGUUGAUGCAAGGUUGGGCGUCAAUGGAAUCGUUGGAUAGUGAGCACAGGCUGCGACAGGUUUUGCAAAUCUUUGAAGCUCUACGGCGAGCCGGUCAUAUACCGGACGUGGGCUCAUAUACUGCGCUUUUUACCGCUUGUGCUCCGCUGAAUGAAGAGAUGACCCGCGACGUCACGUCGGGUCAAGCGGCGGCGGUUUUGGAAUAUGAACUACAAAUGCUGAGAGAAGGCGUUGUUCAUGAUGCCAAAAGUACUCAUGCUAUCAUUGAUGCUCUCCUGGGACUUGGGCAAUAUGAGGAAGCGACACAGCGUUUCGUGGACAUGCGACUGACCGGGAUUCCAAGAGAUCUGGAGUUGUACAAUACCAUGAUUUGGAGAUGCAGUUUGGAAUCAUCAGGAAGGGCGGCUUUGUUUGCAGUGAAGGAUUUAUGGUACACGAUGCAGCGUGAGGAACAUAUCACCCCAGAUCCGCGAACUUUUGAGGGUUUGAUCCGCUGUUGCCAGAGACAGGGCGAUGUCGUUUCAGCGCUUCGGUUGGUCGAAGAUAUGGGUGUCAGGGGCAUUACUCCCGACAUUAUGAUCUAUCAGAUAGUAUUGGAUAUGAUGGAGCCGUGGGGGGAUUUAGUCGCUUGUGAACGAACUACUAUAUUGAAAUGUAUCGCUCAGAAUGGCAAAGUUUAAGGGCAAUGUAGUGUAGAUAUUUGAUGAGGUCAUGUUAAGGUUUAGAUAAUGGUAAAGAUCUUGUAUUUAUUUUCUGUACAGUUUUUGACUAGAUGGAUAAUCUGAAAAUUUAGCUUUAAACCUUGUUCUACCGCCUGUAGUUUAUGAAAACUCGUUUUUUUCACGAAAAACUAUUUGAAAUACGUGGAGGGUAU
Spizellomyces punctatus DAOM BR117 is the source of this 2217-nucleotide messenger RNA. RefSeq names its product pentatricopeptide repeat domain-containing protein. Gene Ontology annotation, molecular function: protein binding. The record is from RefSeq and is a predicted model, not a curated record. Bases 17 to 2023 code for a protein of 668 amino acids. Lineage: Eukaryota; Fungi; Chytridiomycota; Chytridiomycetes; Spizellomycetales; Spizellomycetaceae. The transcript is spliced from 3 exons.